Messenger RNA from Nezara viridula (southern green stink bug), 2163 nucleotides. The record is from the annotation of a GenBank genome assembly. Lineage: Eukaryota; Metazoa; Arthropoda; Insecta; Hemiptera; Pentatomidae.
UUACCAUCAAAAAGAUUUUAAAGCUCAAUUUAAACAUAAUUUAUAGGUAUCAGGAAUCCAUUACCCUAUCAAACUGUCUCUUUAUUUUCAGGAACAAUAGCCUCUAAAUACACGCUCGUUAAAUACAUUCGUUUAAUGACAUAACCUCUACUCUCACUUUCAGUAUACCUUUCGGCCACUCAACUAACAAAAUUUAUUCACUUCAAUAAUCAACCUGAAAACAUUAAAGAAAAAAUCAAUACAGAAUAUUUAAAAUGAGAGUCGUUAAAGUGUGUAAGCAAAUAAAGCUCUACGUACCGUAUAUAUAUACAAAAUUAUAAAGUUGUCGAUUUUUAAGAAAAGUGAAUUAAUGAAUACCAUAUCGAUUCUCAAUUUAUCGAUUAACCCUCCAUGGAGGUCUAAGAAAUUACCACGAUAAGAUUCUACCCCAAGAUAAAGUUUAAAGGAGGUGAUGGAGUCACUGAAGAAUAUACCUGAGUUCUUCGCAGGCCGGUCAGUACUCAUCACUGGGGGUACAGGCUUCAUGGGCAAAGUUCUUGUUGAAAAAUUGCUAAGGUCCUGUUCUGACAUCGAAACUAUUUAUCUACUCAUCAGGCCAAAGAAGGGCCAAGAAGUUCAGGAAAGGCUUCAAGAUCUUCUCAAUCUCCCGAUAUUCGAUGAGGUUCGCAGCAGAACUGGAGUAUUACAGAAAAUCGUCCCAAUUCAAGGAGACAUAACACAACCUAAAUUAGGUAUGAGUUCAGAAGAUCAAAAUUUGGUGAGGAGCAAGGUAUCUGUGAUCUUUCACGCAGCAGCUACAGUCAAGUUCGAUGAAGCUCUUAAGAAGUCAGUGGCCAUGAACAUGUCAGCCACUAAAUACGUUAUUGAUCUGGCACUGAACAUGAGCAAGCUAGAGGCAUUGAUACAUGUAUCGACUGCAUACUGUAACUGCGACAGAUUAGAAAAUGAAGAACAGGUUUACCCAGUAAGUUUUGCUCCAGAACAAAUUCUGACAGCAGCUCAAACUCUUGACAGUGAAUUACUGGAUGUACUAACUCCAAAAUUAUUGGAUGGCCGACCAAAUACAUAUACCCUAACAAAAGCAUUAGCUGAACAAAUAGUAAAUGAAAAAAAUGGAAUAUUGCCGAUUGCUAUUAUUCGACCAUCAAUAGUGACUGCAGCAUGGAAGGAACCUAUACCAGGUUGGGUAGACAACAUGAAUGGACCUACAGGAAUAUUUGUCGGUGCAUGUAAAGGGAUACUCAGAUCCCUCUAUUGCGAUAGAGACUGCAUUGCAGAUUUAAUACCAGUAGACACUGCCAUAAACCUUUGUAUUGCCGUAGCUUGGUAUACUGCUAUUUACAGACCUCACAAAAUAAUAGUCUACAAUUGUACAACUGGAACGUGCAAUCCUAUUUAUUGGGGUGAUAUAGAAAAAUGGUUUCAUUACUAUCUAUAUGCUUACCCAUCAGGGGAUGUUUUUUGGUAUCCGGAUGGUUCCUUUAAGAAACAUCAAAUCGUCCAUAAACUUGCUGUAACACUAUUCCAAAGAUAUCCUGCAUAUUUAUUUGACUUUUUCAGUUUGAUAUGCGGAAGAGAACCUAUGAUGGUGCGUAUACAGGAUAAAAUUUUAAAGGCAACUUCCACAUUAGAAUUCUUUACUAUAAGGAAUUUCAAGUUUAAAAAUGAUAAUAUGAUGACACUCUGGAAAAGCAUGUUAGCUGAGGAUAAAAACGUAUUUAGCUUUGAAUUAAAUUCUCUAAAUUGGGCAUCAUAUAUUGAAACAUAUGUUCUUGGUAUUAGAAAGUACAUCCUGAAGGAGGAUCCUAAAACCAUUCCAUUAGCAAGAAAAAAAAUUAUAAGAAUGUAUAUUCUUCACUUGGUUUCACAAGCUACUGUUGUUACUAUUUUCUGCUGGCUGUUACUCAGAAGAUCAACUUCAACACGGGAAAAACUGCUUGGAACCGUCAACAUUUGUUUCAAAUUGAUGAAAAAAUUUAAAAAAUUUACAUGAUCAUUGUUAACACCAAAAGUACCUUUAUUUUCAUAACUUUGUCUGUUUAUAAGACCAAAAAGGUUCCUUGAUUUUGAAUUACAAAAAGUAUUAAUGUUGUUACAUUAAUAACAAGACUUUUUGUACAAAAGAAUGCUUAUGUAUAACACUUAUUAUGUACAUAAUAAGUG